ACGUGUCCAGCCAAGGCGCCCGACGCGCGCUCCGGGAUCGGCGCCUCCGGACACUCGGUGCCGCCAAGAUGCUGCGGGGCGCGUGCCGCGCGCUCCUGGUCUGCGGGCUCCUGGGGGCCCUCCGCGCCCAGCAGCAGGAGGUCAUCGCGCCCGCCCCCUCCGAGAGGAGCAACAGCUGCCCAGAGAAGGCCGACUGCCCGAUCAACGUGUACUUCGUGCUGGACACCUCGGAGAGCGUGGCCAUGCAGCCGCCCACGGACGGCCUGCUCUACCACAUGCAGCAGUUCGUGCCGCAGUUCAUCAGCCAGCUGCAGGACGAGGUCUACCUGGGCCAGGUGGCCCUGAGCUGGCGCUACGGCGGCCUGCACUUCUCGGACCAGGUGGAGGUGUUCAGCCCUCCGGGCAGCGACCGCGCGUCCUUCACGCGCAGCCUGCAGGGCAUCCGCUCGUUCCGCCGCGGCACCUUCACCGACUGCGCGCUCGCCAACAUGACGCAGCAGGUGCGCAGGCAGGGCGGCCGCGGCGCCGUGCACUUCGCCGUGGUCAUCACCGACGGCCACGUCACCGGCAGCCCGUGCGGCGGCGUCAAGCUGCAGGCCGAGCGCGCGCGCGAGGAGGGCAUCCGGCUCUUCGCCGUGGCCCCGAACCGCAACGCCAAGGAGCAGGGCCUGCGCGACAUCGCCAGCGCGCCGCUCGAGCUGUACCGCAGCGACUACGCCACGAUGCGGCCCGGGUCCACGGACAUCGACCAGGACACGAUCAACCGCAUCGUCAGGGUCAUGAAACACGAAGCCUACGGGGAGUGCUACAAGGUCAGCUGCCUGGAGAUCCCCGGGCCGCCGGGCCCCAAGGGCUACCGCGGACAGAAGGGCGCCAAGGGCAACAUGGGCGAGCCGGGAGAGCCCGGCCAGAAGGGCAGACAGGGAGACCCAGGCAUCGAAGGCCCCAUCGGAUUCCCAGGACCCAAGGGCGUUCCUGGCUUCAAAGGGGAGAAGGGUGAAUUUGGAGCCGAUGGUCGGAAGGGGUCUCCCGGCCUGGCUGGCAAGAACGGAACCGACGGACAGAAGGGCAAGCUGGGGCGCAUAGGCCCCCCAGGCUGCAAGGGGGACCCCGGGAGCAGGGGCCCCGACGGCUACCCAGGGGAGGCAGGGAGCCCGGGGGAGCGAGGAGACCAAGGUGCCAAGGGUGACGCCGGCCGCCCAGGACGCAGAGGGCCCCCGGGGGAGAGCGGGGCCAAAGGCAGCAAGGGUUACCAAGGCAACAACGGAUCCCCCGGAAGUCCCGGCGUGAAAGGAGCCAAGGGUGGGCCUGGGCCCCGCGGACCCAAGGGCGAGCCCGGGCGCAGGGGAGACCCCGGAGCCAAGGGCAGCCCGGGCAGCGAUGGAUCCAAGGGGGAGAAGGGGGACCCCGGCCCUGAGGGGCCCAGAGGCCUGGCCGGAGAGGUUGGCAACAAAGGAGCCAAGGGAGACCGGGGCUCUCCGGGACCCAGAGGCCCCCCGGGGGCUCUUGGGGAGCCUGGGAAGCAGGGAUCUCGGGGAGACCCCGGUGAUGCUGGGCCUCGCGGAGACUCGGGACUGCCUGGCCCCAAGGGAGACCCCGGCAGGCCCGGAUUCAGCUACCCGGGACCUCGAGGAACACCUGGAGAAAAAGGCGAGCCCGGCCCUCGUGGCCCCGAGGAGCGCGAGGAAGACUUUUGGGCGUUGAAAGGAAGACCCGGCAAGAAAGGAGACAAGGGCGAGCCUGCCGACCCCGGUCCCCCCGGUGAGCCAGGCCCUCGGGGGCCGAGAGGAGUCCCAGGACCCGAGGGCGAGCCCGGCCCCCCCGGAGACCCUGGCCUCACGGAAUGUGACGUCAUGACCUACGUGAGAGAGACCUGCGGCUGCUGCGACUGCGAGAAGCGCUGUGGCGCCCUGGACGUGGUCUUCGUCAUCGACAGCUCCGAGAGCAUCGGCUACACCAACUUCACGCUGGAGAAGAACUUCGUCAUCAACGUGGUCAACAGGCUGGGGGCCAUCGCCAAGGACCCCAAGUCGGAGACGGGCACGCGCGUGGGCGUGGUGCAGUACAGCCACGAGGGCACCUUCGAGGCCAUCCAGCUGGACGACGCGCGCAUCGACUCGCUGUCCAGCUUCAAGGAGGCCGUCAAGAACCUCGAGUGGAUUGCAGGCGGCACCUGGACGCCCUCGGCCCUCAAGUUCGCCUACGACCGGCUCAUCAAGGAGAGCCGGCGACAGAAGACCCGCGUGUUCGCCGUGGUCAUCACGGACGGGCGCCACGACCCGCGCGACGACGACCUCAACCUGCGGGCGCUGUGCGACCGCGACGUCACGGUGACGGCUAUCGGCAUCGGCGACAUGUUCCACGAGCGUCACGAGAACGAGAACCUCAAGUCCAUCGCCUGCGACCAGCCGCAGCAGGUGCGCAACAUGACGCUCUUCUCCGACCUGGUGGCCGAGAAGUUCAUCGACGACAUGGAGGACGUGCUCUGCCCGGACCCGCAGAUGGUGUGCCCUGACCUCCCCUGCCAAACAGAGCUGUACGUGGCGCAGUGCACGCAGCGGCCCGUGGACAUCGUCUUCCUGCUGGACGGCUCCGAGCGGCUGGGCGAGCAGAACUUCCACAAGGCGCGGCGCUUCGUGGAGGAGGCCUCCCGGCGGCUGACGCUGGCCCGCCGGGACGACGACCCCCUGCACGCCCGCGUGGCGCUGCUGCAGUUCGGCGGCCAGGGCGAGCAGCAGGUGGCCUUCCCGCUGACCUCCAACCUGACCGCCAUCCACGAGGGCCUGGAGGGCGCCCGCUACCUGGACUCCUUCUCCCACGUGGGCGCGGGCAUCGUGCACGCCAUCAACAACGUGGUGCGCAGCCCGCGGGGCGGGGCCCGCCGGCACGCCGAGCUGUCCUUCGUGUUCCUCACGGACGGCGUCACGGGCAACGGCAGCCUGGAGGAGGCGGUGCACUCCAUGCGCAAGCAGAACGUGGUGCCCACCGUGGUGGCCGUGGGCGGCGACGUGGACAUGGACGUGCUCACCACCCUCAGCCUGGGCGACCGCGCCGCCAUCUUCCGCGAGAAGGACUACGACAGCCUGGUGCAGCCCGGCUUCUUCGACAGGUUCAUCCGGUGGAUCUGUUAGCGCCGGCCCGCCCACUGCCCGCGCGCCGGGCCCGCCACCCGGCAGCCGGGUCCUGAGCCCACCCCCUCCCGGCCACGGUGCUAACCAGACCCCUGCCCGGCGGCCCGGCCGGGCUGCAGACUCAGGGUCCGCCCGCGCGCCCGGGGCUCCUCGCGGCGUGGGCGCAGGCCGCGCUGGGCCGGAAGCCGGGGGAGCGCACGGCCCGCGGCCCCCAGCAGCCUAGCUGCCGCCCAGCCUCUCCUCCCCACCUGCCCGCCUGCCCCGGCUCCCCACGCCACAGCCCCCAGCCCUCCGCAGGCCCCUGGGCCUCCCGUGGCACCCAGUGUCCACCUGUGGCCUUUUGGAAGGUCCCCUGCCAGCCCCACCUGCCCGCCCCGGGCUCUCCUCACCUGCCCCGCCCCGAGCCCCCGCAGCGGCCCUGGGACCCUGCCGGGCACAGGCCUCUUGGUCCAAUAAAGGCUUUGAACCCA
Microcebus murinus (gray mouse lemur) is the source of this 3601-nucleotide messenger RNA. NCBI's taxonomy places the organism in Eukaryota, Metazoa, Chordata, Mammalia, Primates, Cheirogaleidae. The record is from RefSeq and is a predicted model, not a curated record.